Molecule: messenger RNA, 1824 nt
Organism: Tachyglossus aculeatus (Australian echidna)
Lineage: Eukaryota; Metazoa; Chordata; Mammalia; Monotremata; Tachyglossidae
Gene: KCNE4
Product: potassium voltage-gated channel subfamily E regulatory subunit 4
Exons: 2
Coding region: 91-570 (159 amino acids)
Biological process (GO): potassium ion export across plasma membrane; regulation of heart rate by cardiac conduction; negative regulation of delayed rectifier potassium channel activity
Cellular component (GO): membrane
Molecular function (GO): voltage-gated potassium channel activity involved in ventricular cardiac muscle cell action potential repolarization; delayed rectifier potassium channel activity; potassium channel regulator activity
Source: RefSeq, a predicted model, not a curated record
AGCCGUUCCACUAUCACACUGAAGGGAAACAAAUGCUUAAGAUACUGCCCUGCUGUUAAGUGGAGUUUGGCGAGAACUUAGAAGGUGGAGAUGAAUACGACCAACAGCACCCAGAGCAUCCCAGCCCAGCCCAGCCAGCAGAGCUCGGGCAGUGGCAAUGAAUACUUUUACAUCCUGAUCGUCAUGUCCUUCUACGGGAUCUUCCUCAUCGGGAUCAUGCUGGGUUACGUGAAAUCCAAGAGGAAGGAGCCGAAAUCCAGCUUGCUGCUGCUGUACCAGGAUGAAGAGAGGCUCUGGGGGGAGGCCAUGAAGCCCCUGCCGGUGGUGUCGGGACGGAGGGCGGCCCAGGUGCCCAUGAUGCUGAGCAUGCUGCAGGACAGCAUGGCGCCCGCCUGGUCCUGUGCCAUCUGCCUCAUGGAAGGGGGCAGCGUCAGCUCCGAGUCGUCGUCCCCGGACGUUCACUUGACCAUCCAAGAGGAGGUCCCAGAUGACGAGACGGGGGAGACCUCGGAGACGCCCCUCAACGAAAGCAGCGAGGGGUCUUCGGACAACAUCCACCACGCCUCCUAGCACCUCUGGGCUCCCCCUCCCCGCGACUGAGUGAGUGGAAGGAGUUGUUCGAUCUAGCGGGUGCGACUUUUCCGCUGCGGCUGGUCCCCCGAGUCCCAGGGUCCAGGCGAGCAGCCCAAGCUGGCCAGAUCAAGAAGUUAACGCCGGGCUGGCGACUGGACUUGACUCUCCAAAUCCCAAAUGAUUUUCAGUUUGUAUAUUUCAGUCAGUGUCAAGCUGUUACUAUGCAUGCUCUGAACAAAGCAGAUUGUUGGGGGGUGGGGGGUUCUUCCUCACUGAAGCCUGCAAUUACUGUUAUAUUUGGGGGGCUGUGAUCUGCUAAGGCGUUUUCUUAAAUGGCAUAAUGCCGCUGCGUAACUGCCAACAUCCGCAUGGCUUAGAGGUCUUCAAACUGAUCGGGAUAAGUUGCGGAAAGUCACUGUGGUGUGAGGGACUAGUUUUGAUUAUCUUAUUCUCAUUCAUUCAAUCGUAUUUAUUGAGCGCUUACUUGUGCAGAGCACUGUGGUAAGCGCUUGGGAAGCACAAAUCGGCAUUCUCCUGAAAGUACUUCUGGAUUUGUGUUAAAUCAGCUCACCGACAAGCGGUAGGGGCUUUAUGUACUAUUUCUUUCCUCUGGCAAAGGAUGUUUGAUUGGAGAAAGGCGGAGCACCAAAGGAUCAUUUAAAACCUCUCAAAUCCUGUUGAGUACAUCCUAAAGAUUCUGUCAUUUCAGUCUCCUCUUGCCAUACCCCUUAAAUAUGGGAUCCAUGAUCUUUGGGGAUCAGAACUGACCCUAUAAAUUUAGAUAAGUGAUUUUCAAUUUCACUCCAGCCCGCUCUACUCCUUGAAGUAGCCAUUUCCUGCCAGAAGAAACUUUUUUUUUAAAGAUACCAUGGGAUUAUCUAUUGCUGAACUUUUCAGAUCAGCUUUCAGACGGUGGUAGUAGAUAUGCGAUCACUUAGGGAUUCUAACUGUCGAAGCUUAUCAUAUACCCGGGGAGACCCUUCAUUAGUCCCUAGACUCCUUGUCUCUUCCUUGAGAUUCUCCCGUUCAUUUACAGCGCUGCAGAGCAUGUGAUUCUCAAUGUCUAAGUGGAAGUUAAGGGAUAUGUCUCUCCCAGAAGCAUGGGGAGAGGAGGAUGUAUACAAGAUUUGAAGACUCUGCCAUGUAUGUUGUAGAGCCUUGGCUGAGAGGUGUCUUUAAGAGAUGACUCUAUUGCUACCAGUUAUUAAUUGCCAUGAGCAGAAAGGUGGUUUGCAAUCAGGAGUGAAUGCU